AGAGGACACAAGGAAUCGAGGAAUCAAGGAAACAGUAUUGAGACAGAGCCAGUGUCAGUCUACCUGAUAACAACAACUUGCUAAAGGUCUCUGAGGUCAUCAGGCAGGGCUGUGUGAUGUGUACAUUCUAUGUGCUGAAAGAGUGGGCCAGAUGACUAAGACGUACAGUGACAUAGAUGCUGUAACUCGUCUGCUUGAAGAGAAAGAACGGGACUUGGAGCUCGCCGCCCGCAUCGGCCAGUCACUACUGAAGAAGAACAAAACCCUCAGUGAGAGGAAUGAAUUCCUGGAGGAGCAAGUGGAGCACAUUCGAGAGGAGGUUUCUCAGCUGCGCCAUGAUCUGUCUAUGAAAGAUGAGCUUCUCCAGUUCUACACUAGUGCAGCAGAGGAGAGUGAAGGAGAUUCGUCCACCUGUACCCCGUGAGUCUAUCUGUCAUCCCGACCUGUGAGAUUAUCCUGGUUCCGAUAACUGUUUGUGGUUCAUAGCCAACUCCUAUGGUUGUUG
Oncorhynchus gorbuscha (pink salmon) is the source of this 505-nucleotide messenger RNA. RefSeq names its product trafficking kinesin-binding protein 1-like. Gene Ontology annotation, cellular component: dendrite. Gene Ontology annotation, molecular function: GABA receptor binding. The transcript is spliced from 4 exons. The record is from RefSeq and is a predicted model, not a curated record. Lineage: Eukaryota; Metazoa; Chordata; Actinopteri; Salmoniformes; Salmonidae. Gene Ontology annotation, biological process: neurogenesis; endosome to lysosome transport; anterograde axonal transport of mitochondrion. The coding region runs from base 152 to 424 and encodes 90 amino acids.